Molecule: messenger RNA, 1628 nt
Organism: Nannospalax galili (Upper Galilee mountains blind mole rat)
Lineage: Eukaryota; Metazoa; Chordata; Mammalia; Rodentia; Spalacidae
Product: ATP-dependent RNA helicase A
Biological process (GO): regulation of mRNA processing; positive regulation of transcription by RNA polymerase II
Cellular component (GO): nucleolus; intracellular anatomical structure; ribonucleoprotein complex
Molecular function (GO): ATP binding; 3'-5' DNA/RNA helicase activity; 3'-5' DNA helicase activity
Source: RefSeq, a predicted model, not a curated record
ACUCUAGAGUCAGAAGAAGUGGAUUUAAAUGCUGGGCUACAUGGAAACUGGACACUGGAAAAUGCUAAGGCUCGUCUGAACCAGUAUUUCCAAAAAGAAAAGAUCCAAGGAGAAUAUAAAUACACCCAAGUGGGUCCCGAUCAUAACAGGAGCUUUAUUGCAGAAAUGACCAUUUAUAUCAAGCAACUGGGCAGAAGGAUUUUUGCACGUGAACAUGGAUCAAAUAAGAAAUUGGCAGCACAAUCCUGUGCCCUCUCACUUGUCAGACAACUCUAUCACCUUGGAGUGAUUGAAGCUUACUCUGGGCUUACAAAGAAGAAGGAAGGAGAGAGAGUGGAGCCUUACAAAGUUUUCCUCUCCCAGGAUUUGGAACUUCAGCUGCAAAAUGUAGUUCAAGAGCUAGAUCUUGAAAUUGUGCCCCCACCUGUUGAUCCUUCUAUGCCAGUUAUACUCAACAUUGGGAAAUUGGCUCAUUUUGAACCAUCUCAAAGGCAAAAUGCAGUGGGGGUGGUUCCUUGGUCACCACCACAGUCCAACUGGAAUCCUUGGACUAGUAGCAACAUUGAUGAGGGGCCCCUGGCUUAUGCUACUACAGAGCAAAUAAGCAUGGAUCUUAAGAAUGAAUUAACAUACCAGCUGGAACAAGAUCAUAAUUUACAAGGCGUCUUACAAGAAAGAGAGUUACUGCCUGUGAAGAAGUUUGAAGCCGAAAUCUUGGAAGCAAUUAGUCAGAAUUCAGUUGUCAUUAUCCGAGGUGCUACUGGAUGCGGUAAAACCACACAAGUUCCACAGUACAUUUUAGAUGACUUUAUCCAGAAUGACAGAGCAGCAGAGUGUAAUAUUGUUGUGACUCAGCCAAGAAGGAUCAGUGCUGUUGCUGUAGCAGAGCGAGUUGCGUACGAGAGAGGUGAAGAGCCUGGGAAAAGCUGUGGCUACAGUGUCCGAUUUGAGUCUAUACUUCCACGCCCUCAUGCCAGUAUAAUGUUUUGCACCGUAGGUGUGCUUCUAAGAAAACUAGAAGCAGGCAUUCGAGGGAUCAGUCAUGUGAUUGUGGAUGAAAUCCAUGAACGAGACAUUAAUACUGACUUUCUUUUAGUGGUACUGCGAGAUGUGGUUUUAGCCUACCCUGAAGUUCGCAUUGUUCUUAUGUCUGCUACUAUUGAUACCAGCAUGUUUUGUGAAUAUUUCUUCAAUUGCCCCAUCAUUGAAGUUUAUGGAAGAACUUUCCCAGUUCAAGAAUACUUUCUGGAAGACUGCAUCCAGAUGACCCAAUUUGUUCCUCCUCCAAAGGACAAGAAAAAGAAGGAUAAAGAAGAUGAUGGUGGUGAAGACGAUGAUAUUGAAGCUCUACUUAAAUAUAUUGAAACUCUUAAUGUUCCUGGAGCUGUGUUGGUUUUUUUGCCUGGCUGGAAUUUGAUUUAUACUAUGCAGAAGCAUUUGGAAAAUAAUCCACAUUUUGGAAGUCACCGGUAUCAGAUUCUACCUCUGCAUUCUCAGAUUCCACGGGAGGAACAACGAAAAGUGUUUGAUCCAGUACCAGAUGGAGUAACAAAGGUUAUUCUGUCCACAAAUAUUGCUGAAACUAGCAUUACCAUAAAUGAUGUUGUUUAUGUCAUCGAUUCCUGCAA